Messenger RNA from Cercocebus atys (sooty mangabey), 2280 nucleotides. It is a transcript of the gene PLEKHF1, whose product is annotated as pleckstrin homology domain containing, family F (with FYVE domain) member 1. Bases 649 to 1488 code for a protein of 279 amino acids. The record is from RefSeq and is a predicted model, not a curated record. The transcript has 2 exons. NCBI's taxonomy places the organism in Eukaryota, Metazoa, Chordata, Mammalia, Primates, Cercopithecidae. Gene Ontology annotation, molecular function: phosphatidylinositol binding; metal ion binding.
UGUCUUGGUGGGCUAAUUCUCCUGGGGUCAGGAUGAUUUCUGUGCAGGCUGCAGUGAGCCGUGAUUGCGCCAUUGCACUCCAGCCUGGGCAUCAGAGGGAGAUCCCAUCUCAAGAAAAAAAAAGGUUAUAAAGUGCUGCUGCAUUUUCAUAUUACGAUUAUUGACCACUGAGGGUGACUGUGCUGUGAGGCCCGCCGGAGGCACCAGAAGGCACAAGCCUCCCACUGCCCGUUUCCCCGCAGAGCCCCGCAGAUCUCGCAGUCGCGGGCGCCCCCACCCCACCUCUGCCCAAGGCCAGGGUCGCAGUCCCAGCAGGUGACAGCAGUCGCGCUCCGCGUGGGGCAGCGGCGGGCGGAAAGGGAAGCCGGGCGGGGCCAGGGGAUCAAACAGGGGCGCCAGUCCCGCCCAGCCCCAGACCUGCGGCGCUCAGGAGUCCGGGCGCCCUCCAGGAGCCGCGCCCAGGCCCCGCCCCUCCCGCUUCCUGGGCUCCGAUUGGCCGAGCCACCGUGGGGGCGUGUCCGGUGGAGCCGGCUGGGACCUGGGCGGAGCGGGUUGGGACCUGGGCGUAGCAGGCGGGGACCCUGGCGGCCGCGGUGCGAACUCGCGGGCUGGGCACAGGGCCGGCGCAGGAGCCGGCGGCUGGAGACGAUGGUGGACCACUUGGCCAACACGGAGAUCAACAGCCAGCGCAUCGCGGCCGUGGAGAGCUGCUUCGGGGCCUCGGGGCAGCCGCUGGCGCUGCCGGGCCGAGUGCUGCUGGGCGAGGGCGUGCUGACCAAGGAGUGCCGCAAGAAGGCCAAGCCGCGCAUCUUCUUCCUCUUCAACGACAUCCUGGUGUAUGGCAGCAUCGUGCUCAACAAGCGCAAGUACCGCAGCCAGCACAUCAUUCCCCUGGAGGAGGUCACGCUGGAGCUGCUGCCGGAGACACUGCAGGCCAAGAACCGCUGGAUGAUCAAGACGGCCAAGAAGUCCUUCGUGGUGUCGGCCGCCUCCGCCACGGAGCGCCAGGAGUGGAUCAGCCACAUCGAGGAGUGUGUGCGGCGGCAACUGCGGGCCACGGGCCGCCCGCCCAGCACGGAGCACGCGGCGCCCUGGAUCCCCGACAAGGCCACGGACAUCUGCAUGCGCUGCACGCAGACGCGCUUCUCCGCCCUCACAAGGCGCCACCACUGCCGCAAGUGCGGCUUCGUGGUCUGCGCUGAGUGCUCGCGCCAGCGCUUCCUGCUCCCGCGCCUGUCCCCCAAGCCUGUGCGCGUCUGCAGCCUCUGCUACCGCGAGCUGGCUGCCCAGCAGCGGCAGGAGGAGGCGGAGGAGCAGGGCGCGGGGUCCCCAGGGCAGCCGCCCCACCUGACGCGGCCCAUCUGCGGAGCGUCCAGUGGAGAUGAUGAUGACUCCGACGAGGACAAGGAGGGCAGUAGGGACGGCGAUUGGCCCAGCCGCGUGGAGUUCUACGGCUCGGGCGUGGCCUGGUCUGCCUUCCACAGCUGACCCCCGGCCUGCAGAACAUCUGUCCCCAAGCCAGCUCCACUGCCCACGCCCCCGAGAGGGUAGCUCCAGAAGCUGCCCAGGGCUCCGGGAGCCCACCCCAUGGUGGCAGGGGCAACGGUGGGGAGUGGCUCUUUCUGGACUCCCAGUGCCUUUUUGCUGGACACUGUGUCCUUCUGACUUCACUGCAGGUAAUGCCUUUCCCUUCAGGAAGCCCCAGAACACCCAGACCUCUUGGGAACCAACGCCAACUCCCGCUCUGCAGGCUGCUGCGGCAGCUCCAGAUGGCCUCCUGAGCUGGACCACCCCAGGUCUCCAGACACCUAGGGACCAGAGCGGGUUUUGGAACAUAGACGGAAGACAGCACGGGAAUGUAGCCGCAAGCCACAGAACCCACCCUCCCCUCGACAAGCACACCCCACUGAAGAGCCUGAAUCCCAGGAGGCCUGCUGGAAGCUCAGGCCUACCCACCCACCACGCUGGUGCCCACUGCCUGGCCGGCAAAGCCCUGCCAAUCAGACAUACGGGCUCCCUGAAGCCCAGCCAGAGAUUGCCAUGCUGUGGAUGCCACCAGGCCCAGGGACUGCAGCCGCGACGCCCAGGGCAGCUGGGUGAGGACUCUGUCCUGUGUCACCUCUCUCGAGGUGUCCAGCUGUCUCGUGCCUUUUUGUCCUGUCCUCAGCUCUCCCUGCGGUCAGUGAAACCAGUGUUUUCUGUUAGGACUAAGUUGCAAGAACAGAAACCCUGCCCACACUUAAUAAUAAAAAAGGAAGUUUAUUGAUGGGUGGUUGCAAA